GUCGAGACUGUCAUGUCAAAUUGUCAAUGAAACGCAAACGUACAUGUUUUUGUGACGACGUACAUUUUCAUUAUUAACUAUAAUUUACUGUAAAAAUUUUACUUGCUUUUGCUUGUUGCAUUACGAGUAAUUCAAGAAGAUUCUUUAGAAUUUAAAUGGGUUGCUAUGUUCUCUGAGUGAUUUUUAAGUGGUGAUUAUUUCGUCCGAUAUGGGUCCUUUCAUUUUAUUUAUCGUGGCAUUUAUCUUAGAAACGGGUGUGUCAGCAAUUCAGGUGACUUUGUCAGACAAUGGGCCUGCGGUACGAGGUGCUGCUGUAACAUUUACAGCGAAUAUAACAUCAGGUUACACAGGGGAAAAUUUGAAAUUCGUGUUUACUGACAGCGCGACACCACAACAUAGUGAAGAGAUUAUUAGCCCGAAUCAAACGGUAAACUUCACUGUUGAGUAUUACCGAGACAUUUACGAAGCGAACCAGUACGUGGUCAAUUUGGAAGUGAAGAAAAAUUACUUUGAAAGUCUAUGGUGGACUAUCGCAACAGCCUUCACGGCAUUCAAUCUAACAGAUACACUACACGGUGAUUUGAAGCUGAAGCAGAAUGAUGCAGUGAGACCAAAUAACUUCGUGGCCGUCAACAACACAGUCACACACUUCGUAAAACUCCACGAAAGUGAACUGGAGUUCUUGAAGAAGAACGCCUCAUCCAUCCAAACACACUGGUUCAUAGACUGCGUCUACAUAGACGCUACUUCUGACUUCUCAUUAAAUUAUACGUACGAUGAUAAUAUGGGUAGUCACGAGGUAGAAGCGAUAGUUGUCGCCAACAACGAACCCUUGCCGCCGUUGACGACAACGACGACGACUACGACCACGACUACAACUACUACUACAACCACGACUACAACUACGACAACUCCUAAGCCUACAACGGCUGGUCCAACAACACCUAAAGCAUCAACAACAACGCUAGCACCAACAAAUACUUCGUCAACUCCUGCACCAACACCGUCGAAUGUCACUGAUGCUAAUAGUACUGCACCUCACAAAGUGGCUAAACGUGCAAUUUCUAAUAGAACUUUGAAAGGCCCAGACGGUUCGCCACUCACUUGCAAUAAUACGAUCCCAAUCAGCAGUGGGUACACCUACGGGAGAUACCGCCACAACAUAUUUGUAAGAGAGCCGAUAACAGCAGUAAACAUAACCGGAUUGAACUGGCUUCAGCAUGGGGACCUUUUGAACAUGAAUGUGAAGUAUACAGGCUCCCAGCCAUUCAACUACUGCAUUCAGUACAAGUUAGGAGAGUACAAUAUAACUGGGAAUGAGACCUGUACCUCGCCCACGACAACAAUCGCCAACUCCUUCCCUCUAGUCCAUUAUUUCUCGGACAGUGAUAAGCAUACAGUAGUAGUUAUCAUAGAAAAUGAAAUUGGGAAGUCUGUUGCGAAAUCUACUAUUAAUAUUUACAAAGUGUCGGUGCACGCGCAGUUGUCCGUCAUAGUGAUACCUGUGUUCUUCUGUCUUGUCGCUGUCAUCCUAGUCGUGUUUGGUAUUGCGUAUUACCAGCAUCGAUCGAGGCACACGAUAGAAGUUGCGGACUUCGACUUCGGUCAAGCGCAUCUCGACUACAAAACGUUCACGGAGCGACUCCGAGACAGCUUCAGAAACGCCUUCAAUUUCCGCCAGAGGGACGACACGGACCCUCUCACGAGUAACACUAGAUACGACUCAAUGACGUAAAUAGUAUUUAACUACGCACACGGCAAAAGAGUUUAAUUGGCAGGCAAGUGACUGACUUUGAGUUUGUAGAUUUUGACAGUAUAUUAGGGUUGAUUUUAAAAUGUAAUUUUAGUUUACAGGAUUUAGAACCGUAUUUCUUUUUUAUUAUAGAUGAUAUUUCUAUGAAAUUCGUUCGUUUUAAAGUAGAUAAUAAAAAUAUUGUAUGUGUUAUUUUAAUAUUAUGUGCGUACCAAAAUAGCUCUUUUUGAUAACAAAAUCGUUGUCAGUUGUCUGCCUAUUAAAUUCUAAUGCUGUAUGUAUGUACGUACCAAUUAUUUAGCGACGGCAUUCAAUGCAAUAUGAGUGACAGAAGUGGUUUCCAACAGCCGAGAGAAGCGUCAUUAUUGUACUCACUACUACAGUCGAAAUGAAUAACCCACCUCAAUUUAUAGUCUUUUAUUAAGAUCGGCUUUUGACAGUCCUAUUGAUUUUGUCCAGACCAGUGUCGGAUAAAGACGACGAGGGGUCCGUUUGUUACAUUGCCUAUUUAAAUUUAAGAUGUAAGUAAUCCAUAACGUUGAUAAAAAAAUCAAUUAAUGAAUAAUAGUUAUUUUUUUGUUAUUAGUAAAUUUUUAGUUUAUGGUUUCUGAAGUCGGUUUAUUGUGGAUUGGGCACAGCCACGGGACCCGUAGUAUUUGCUGCCUUCUUCUACAUUGCUAAUCCGGCACUGGAUCAUGAGAUUUUGGAUUAGAAUCGGAUUUUUUUCGACUGUAAAGAGAAAUGCAACUCGAAAUAAGUAUCACAUUUUCAAAAUUUUGUAAUGGUAGCUUCAUAGGCUGUGGGAUGCUUAAUGGGAAUUUUCAGUCAUGAGUAUCUUCGUUAAAUAAUUUAGUUAUCGAUCGCCAGCUUGAUUGCCGAUGGAAAACGUUACUGUGGACAGAAAGGCGAGAACAUAAAGAGUUUCUUAUUUUCUAAUAAAUUCUCGAGUAACGUUAUUCGAAUUGAUUAAAAUUGUUAUUAUUUAGUUUUUUAAAUAAGUUGAAGACGAUGUGAGAAAUCUCUAGUAAACCAUUGAUCGGUCUACUAGUAAAGAAAUGUAAGAGAAAUCUGCUAGUCGUUUGUGGAAUAUUUUGUCAGUAAAGAGAUCUGCCAACAAUAUUUCAACUUAAUGUAAGUUUUUUUUAACGUUGGCAAUUCUCCAUCGGUUGUCAAACUCGAUCAUUUUAUAUGUCUGUGUCAAAUGUAAAAGUAUUAAUUAUUAUAUUUAUCAUGUAAAAAUUUAAUUAUACUUCAUUCCAUUUUUCCUAAUUAUUUUAAAAAUGUAAAAUAUAAAAGUUUAUAUUUUAUUUCUGAUUAAUAGAUUGUAUCGAUUGUUGUAGGAACUAGGGACAGUUGAUUGAUAGUACUGAAAUGGAAUUGUUUUGUAUAUGAAAUUAGAUCUACUUCGCUUCUGUUUGGGUUGAAAUUAGAAUGACGUUUGGAAAUGUACGUAUUUAUGGCUAAUAGUAUAUUGGCUAGCAACAUUAUAGUGGCCAUUCUCAAAACAAAUGAAUCUAAGCAAUACUAAUCUAGCGCCCGUGUCGUUCGUCAAAUGAGUUUAUGACAAAUAUUUUGUUUGACUUUCUUCAAUUAAUUUAUAUUAUUUGCAUGUAUUUUCUUCUAGUAUUUUCCUAUCCUUAGACAUAACGAGCGAUAGAUUGGAAUGCGCUGCGUAGCUUUUGUCAAUCAGCUUUAAAUUGUUGCCAAUGUAGAAAAAGAUUUGAAAACAAAAUAUAAAUGGUAGUUUGGUUCGAACUAUGGCCUCUCAAUAAUUUAUCUUACUAAGUAUAUGUGAUCUCUGUGUCCGUCUUGUCUGUUUGUGUCAUUUAAAUAUCGUUUACCAAAAAAUCGGUGAUUAUGUUUUAAUUAUAUUUUUUUUUCUAACAGACUGACGCGUUUGAAAUGAUAAUUAUUCUAUUUUUUUUAUAUAUAUUUUUGGUUGAUUGUCGUUUUUGGCUUAUUGCACUAUUUUUGGUCUUAUCUGUAAUAUACUAAAUUAACUAAGAGAAGGGUCUUCUAUAAAUUGUCACGAAUGGGGACUGUGGUUCGAAGAAAUGCGAUAAACGAGAGACGAGUCAUGCAUUCAAGUGUGAAAAUGUCACACUGGGGUGAGCAAGGGACCGCUAAAUUUGACGUGACGUCAUAUGUACGACCCGAUUGCGUAUCUAACAUAUAUGAAGUAUUUUUCUUCUACAAUAUUAUUUUGUGCAAACAAUAGUGCAAUAAGCUAAAGUUGUAACCUUUUUUUUACAAUGAAACUAACUGAAUCUAGUGCUAUGUUAGGACUGACGCACUAUCGUGAUCAGUCAUGGUUUGUGAUAUAUUAGAUUUAAUCAAAUUAGGUCUAUAAUUAAUCGUGUAUUUAAUAAUGUAUUUGUGCCAAAAGUAUAUUGUUCUAGAGAUGUUAUUUUGGUUCGUAUUACAAAUAAACUGUACUAAAACUUGAUUGCUAUUUGCAAGAAUGUAUUCCUUCCAAAUUAUCUGGUUUAAUAAAUUCAUAUUUAUCGGUGUAUACUUUUGGCAUAAAUAAUUUAAUAUUAAUUUGUAGUUACAAUAAAAUGUUAUUUAAAAA
This is a messenger RNA of Spodoptera frugiperda (fall armyworm), 4325 nucleotides long. RefSeq lists its product as uncharacterized. NCBI's taxonomy places the organism in Eukaryota, Metazoa, Arthropoda, Insecta, Lepidoptera, Noctuidae. The transcript is spliced from 7 exons. The record is from RefSeq and is a predicted model, not a curated record. The coding region runs from base 209 to 1735 and encodes 508 amino acids.